AUGCUACGCACGACGAGCUUGCUGGCCGGGACGCGGCCGACGCUCGCUGCGGCCCAUGGCCACAAGCCCAAGCCCGCGUAUGGGCAGCUACGCUUCUUCAGUGCCAAGCGCUCCAAGAAGGCAGCGGCGCCGGUCGCCAAAGAGGCGGCCGUCGAGAAGUCGGCCGGCCUCGACCCGUACGUGCGGGACAUUGGCUUCUACAUGAUUACGGCCGCGACGCUGCUGGUGGGCACAUCGUACUACAAGAGCAUGAACGAAGACGACUCGACGGAAACCUUGGUGUUUCUCCAAGCCAAGCACACAGCGAUCCGCAACAAGGUGGUCAUUGACAUCACGGGACUGCCCACCAAGGUCGAGAUGCUGCCGGAUGCGGUGCAAGACGGCGCGACGAUCUACUCGGGCACGAUCGGUCUCGAAGGCGAGCGCGGAAAGACAGUCGUGCACUACACGGCCGAUGCGAGUGUUACGGAUGAGAACGGCAAGUACGCGCUCCGGCGCCUCGACUUGAUCCAGGCCGAUGGCAGUGUUGUCUCGCUCCUCAAGCCGCAGCCCACUGUUGUCUUGACCGACGCCGAAGACGCCCAAGUGAAAGAGCAGCGCAAAGGUGAGCUCAAGGCGCUCAUCUCCAAGCUUGCGCUGCCGGCGCUCUUGUGCUUUGGCGUCGGGUGCACAGCCGGCUAUGUGAUGCUGCGCAUUCUUAAGAACCGUCCGUCGUACAUCAUCCAGAUGGGGCUCGACCGCGUGAACCAAGUGCCCAAGGUCAAGGACUUUCUGGGCCACCCGAUCAAAACCAACAAGAACACGUACGUCGGCGCGAUCUCGGACACGUCGGCCAAGUUUGAGUCGGUGUGCAAGGGCCCGAAGGGGGAAGGCACCAUGUAUGUCCAGGCGACGCGACCCAACACGGCCAGUGGUGCGUGGGAAUUCACGCACUUGUCCAUGGGCAUCAAGGGCCGCGCCAAGAAGAUCACGAUCGUUGAGCCGUCGCCCAAGUCGUCGACCCCACUGUAGACCACACCAAGGACAUAGAGCCCUUGACCCAAUAGAGCUCCGCCAUCCUCGGCCAU
This is a messenger RNA of Saprolegnia parasitica CBS 223.65, 1067 nucleotides long. RefSeq lists its product as hypothetical. Bases 1 to 1011 code for a protein of 336 amino acids. The record is from RefSeq and is a predicted model, not a curated record. NCBI's taxonomy places the organism in Eukaryota, Oomycota, Saprolegniomycetes, Saprolegniales, Saprolegniaceae. The transcript has 7 exons.